AUGGCUUUUUCGUUCACGCCAUUGGGACUGUGGCGACAGGUGGCUUGUCAAAAGGAGAAGGAAUUCGAGCUAGAUCGUCGCUCAUGGUCGUGCUUUGCGUAUGCGGUUGUUUUUGUUUGUUUUGUUGAGCCAGUCACCGCGUCGUGGAGUUUACACGAUCGAUCGCAGUCCACGUUGGCCAUGCACAGGGGGGUGCCUCAAAUCAAGGACAGCCAGCCGGAGGCUAUCUCUCUCUCCAUCGAUUCCAUGAGCAAAUUGGGCCGAGGGGUUGAAAAAUCACUGAUUGCUCAGAUGGAAAUGGAUAUUCUGUUCCAACUCGGCUGGCUGGUCCACCCACCUACAUCUGUUGUCUUUCUGAAUAGCUACAUGCUCCUGUUACACCGCGAAGGAGAGUCGUAUCAGGCUGCCAUUUUAGACUUGGCAACCUUCUAUGUUGAGUUGGCGGUUCUGGAUUAUCAGUUUGUUCGUCGCCGACCUUCAAACAUUGCCAUGGCGGCACUCCUUAAUGCCAUUCAAGAAAAGAUACCGACAGAGUUUUCUCACUACUAUUCUCAAUUGUCCUUGACUUCUGCGACGCCCAUGGAGGACAUGUAG
Seminavis robusta is the source of this 594-nucleotide messenger RNA. Lineage: Eukaryota; Bacillariophyta; Bacillariophyceae; Naviculales; Naviculaceae. The record is from the annotation of a GenBank genome assembly.